AACAGCGAACAGUCAGCAGCCAACAGCUGUUUUCUAUUUAUUUCGUCUACUUAGUCUCUCCGUGGAAGCUGUACAAAUAAAUACUGAUAUUUCCAUUUAGCUGAAUCUAGAAAGUGCUCUAACUCAACUUCAAAACAAGUGCAUACAUGCACACAUACGUGAUGUCUAAACCAGCAUUAUAUUAUUCAUUAUUUAGUCCACCAGCGCGAGCUUGUAUUUUAACGGCCAAAUUGAUUGGACUCGAAUUGGAUUUAAAAUUGGUGGAUUUUGCAUCGAAGCAGCAUCUCACACCAGAAUAUUUGGCGUUAAAUCCUCAGCAUCAGAUACCGGUGUUUGUGGAGGCGGACAAUGAGAUUUUUAUUGACAGUCAUGCAAUUAUGGCCUAUAUGGUGUCAAAAUAUGCCAACAACGAUGAUAUGUACCCUAAGGACUUGAAGAAACGUGCACGCAUUGAUCAUAUGCUACAUUUUGAAAACGGUGUACUAUUCCAAGUUAUCAAGGAUAUGGUGCGACGCAACAUCUAUGGAGGUGAAGCCGAGUUUAAUCCAGUAACAUUGGAAAUGUGCAGCAAUGCAUAUAGCUUUUUGGAGUCUUUUCUUGGUGACAGUCCAUUUUUCGGUAACAGUGCUGUACUCACCAUAGCCGAUGUUUGCCUCAACACAACAUUAGUUACACUUGACCUGCUCAUACCGGUCGAUGAUAAAAAACACCCGAGACUGAGAGCCUGGAUGGAGCGUAUGAAAACUCUGCUACCUUCAUAUGAGGAUGUCAAUUUAAGUGGGGCGAAGGUGUUGUGCGACCGCAUAAAGAAGACUAUGCGAGGGAAUAAAAUCAAGGCGGACAGCAUUACUGAAUAUGAUUAAGUAUGGUUUUUUUUUGCUAAAUUUUAUGUAGUGAAUUUAUUUUUAUUUAACUAAUAUUUCUUUGUUUAUUUAUUUAGUGAUGGUUGUUAAAUAAUUGUUGUAAUAAAAAUUUCACAUGACAAACAUUUAAAAAA
This is a messenger RNA of Ceratitis capitata (Mediterranean fruit fly), 997 nucleotides long. It is a transcript of the gene GstE13, whose product is annotated as glutathione S-transferase 1. Gene Ontology annotation, biological process: glutathione metabolic process. The transcript is spliced from 6 exons. Lineage: Eukaryota; Metazoa; Arthropoda; Insecta; Diptera; Tephritidae. The record is from RefSeq and is a predicted model, not a curated record. The coding region runs from base 147 to 863 and encodes 238 amino acids. Gene Ontology annotation, molecular function: glutathione transferase activity.